AUGGCGCGCUCUUCGUCACCAGAAUUCGGGAGACCCAAGUACUGCACCGAGAUGCCGCCAGCCAUCCGUGCGAAUCUGGACUGCCGUGUCAGCAAACAGGGAUUCUGCUUCCUGAAGAUGCUCCGGCUUCAGUUGAGACCACAAGGCGGCAAGUCCUUCGGGGUGGAUUCUAGUUGUAACUCAGAGGUCAAGGUAGCCAAAAUCAUGUGGCUACACCAUGCACAACAGAAUCUGUCAGACGUCAGUGCUGUCGAAAAUUGUAAGAAGCACAGCCCGAAGGACAAGCUGCGGCUCUUCCUCGAUGAGAACCGCCUCAUCAGAUGCAGAGGACGCUUGGAGAACGCCGAACUUUGCUAUCAAGCAAAGUAUCCAGUACUGAUUCCCCAAACGCAUCCCAUCACCCAGCUCAUCAUCAACGAUUGUCACCUGAUGACGAUGCAUGGCGGCGUUGCACACACGCUAUCAAGACUGCGUUACGAGUACUGGUUACCACGAGGGCGUGCAACAGUGAAGUCAUUCAUCACUAAGUGCCUGACUUGCCGGAAGCACCACGGUGGUCCAUACCGCACCCCAGAUAUGGCCCCGCUUCCAUCUGCCCGCGCAACAAGAUCUAUCCCGUUCACCCAUGUGGGACUAGAUUACUUCGGUCCUCUGCUCGUCAAGCACCAGCCAAGUACCAAGAAGGUAUGGGUCCUCCUAGUGACAUGUAUGGCAACUAGAGCUGUCCAUCUAGAACUGGUGGCAGACAUGACCACAGAGGAAUUCCUGCUAGCGUUCCGCAGGUUCGUGUCGUUGCGUGGUUGCCCUGAAGAGGUAGUGUCUGACAACGCGCCACAAUUCAUCCUAGCUAAGUCUGUUCUGGAUGUGGCCUUUGAAGAAUUGGCAACGAGUGAUGAUGUCCUGUCGUACAUGUCGAGGACUGGUGUGAAGUGGCACUAUAACCCACCGAUCUCACCUUGGAUGGGUGGUUUCUACGAGCGUCUCGUUGGAACAGUCAAACGAAGCCUGAAGAAGGUCGUUGGCCGCGCGCUCCUCACUGUGUCGCAACUGACUACCAUUCUCAUGGAAGUGUCAGCAGUCGUCAACUCGCGUCCACUGGUGUACGUGGACAAUGACUUGCAGGAGAUACUCACCCCAAGUCAUUUUCUGUGCCUGUCCGCAACUACUGGUGGCGUGCAACCCACUGCUGAUGACGGCGAUCCGGACCACAUCGAAGUUCCGACUGCAGCUCAGAAUCUUCUCUCUGUCUGGAAGAAGGGUCAACGAACAUUGGACCAGUUCUGGCGUGUCUGGCGAGACGACUACUUGGCUGAUCUCCGCAACAGUCACACUCGGAAGCUCCGACAGGCACGCGUUACCGCUUCAGAACAGCCAGCCGUUGACGAUGUUGUACUAAUAAGGGAUGACAUGCCCCGUGGCUCAUGGCGACUUGGUCGCAUUGUCGCUCUCCAUACAAGCAAGGACAUGGAGAUACGUUCCGCAACCGUCAUCACUGCAGAGAAGACAGAGCUCAAACGACCCCUGUCUCUCCUGUACCCUAUCUGUCCUGCUGCUAACUCCGAGGCUAACAACAACAGCACCGCUCCGGACACACACACCACUGGCCAAGCCGAUCUGCCAGUUCCAGCAGCUGUUGCUCCACCCAGUCGUCCACAACGUGCUGCCGCUAAGAAGCAACGUCAGACGCUUCGCCAAUUAAUUGGCAGCGAACUUGUUUAG
Messenger RNA from Sycon ciliatum, 1719 nucleotides. RefSeq lists its product as uncharacterized. The transcript is spliced from 3 exons. Lineage: Eukaryota; Metazoa; Porifera; Calcarea; Leucosolenida; Sycettidae. Gene Ontology annotation, biological process: DNA integration. The record is from RefSeq and is a predicted model, not a curated record. Gene Ontology annotation, molecular function: nucleic acid binding. The coding region runs from base 1 to 1719 and encodes 572 amino acids.